AUGGAUGGGGUUGGAGGUGAUGGUCCCUCGACAGCAGCUGCAGCACUAAACCAACGGAGGCACGAACUAUCAAAACUUUUCCAGUACUAUUUAGAUAAAUCGACUCCUCACUCUCUUUAUCGGUGGAUUGGGACUUUUGUUUUAGUGUGUGUUUACGCUCUGAGAGUUUUCUACCUUCAAGGGUUCUACAUUGUGACGUAUGGUUUGGGAAUCUACAUUCUGAAUCUGCUAAUUGGGUUCUUGUCACCUCUUGUUGACCCUGAGCUGGAACCUUCUGAUGGUCCUAUGCUGCCGACAAAAGGCUCUGAUGAAUUCAAGCCUUUCAUCCGCCGCCUCCCUGAGUUCAAAUUCUGGUAUGCCAUCACAAAGGCUUUCUGUGUAGCAUUUGUGAUGACCUUCUUUUCCAUGUUCGAUGUCCCAGUUUUUUGGCCGAUAUUAUUGUGCUACUGGUUUGUCCUUUUCGUGCUAACGAUGAAACGCCAAAUAAUGCAUAUGAUCAAGUACCGAUACAUACCAUUUAACAUUGGUAAACAGACUUACAAAGGGAAAAAGCCUGCAGCUAGUGGAAGCAGCCCUCGAGCAGACUAA
Striga hermonthica is the source of this 588-nucleotide messenger RNA. Lineage: Eukaryota; Viridiplantae; Streptophyta; Magnoliopsida; Lamiales; Orobanchaceae. The record is from the annotation of a GenBank genome assembly.